Molecule: messenger RNA, 2344 nt
Organism: Impatiens glandulifera
Lineage: Eukaryota; Viridiplantae; Streptophyta; Magnoliopsida; Ericales; Balsaminaceae
Product: RNA demethylase ALKBH10B
Exons: 7
Coding region: 185-1876 (563 amino acids)
Biological process (GO): mRNA catabolic process
Molecular function (GO): mRNA binding; demethylase activity
Source: RefSeq, a predicted model, not a curated record
CAAACCAAACCCUCGCUGUCAUCCCGACCUUUUAAUUUGCUCUCUCCUCUCAUCUCCUCUCCAUCUUUCUCUCUAAUUCCGAAAUAUUUGCAACCAGAGAAAAGACCGAUUCCAUUACACUACUCUGUUUUCUAUCAUUUAUCAAUACUGAGGAUUUAAAACUAUCUCUUCCUUUCAAGCGGAUAUGCCGCCGGCUGCCGGACCUGCGAUGCCAUGUGAUAGACUCACCGCCGGGCCAAUUGUUGUCCCGGCCACCGUUCAGCCACCGUCGGCCGUCGUCACCACUGAAUCCUACGCCAAAGAUGCCAUCAUUGCUUGGUUCAGAGGCGAGUUUGCAGCUGCCAACGCUAUUAUAGAUGCUCUGUGUAGCCACAUCGCUCAGUACGGCGGUGCUGAAUCGGGAUCGGAGUAUGAACCGGUGUUCUCUGCAAUCCAUAGGCGUCGGUUGAAUUGGAUUCCGAUCCUUCAGAUGCAGAAAUACUAUUCGAUUGCCGAUGUGACUCUUCAGCUUCGACGAGUCGCGGAAAUGGCUGCCAAGAAUGGAGAUGGAAUUGCGGAUUUGAAGAUUUGCCAGCAGGAAGUGAAGGUGUUUACGGAUGAUAAUACAGAGAAGAUACGUGAGAUUUCUGAAGGCGAGACCAUUGAGAGCUUCGAAAAUGGAUGCGAUGUCGUCGUCGUCGAUGAAGAAGAUUCAGUUCCAGAGGUUCAAAUCACUGAUUCAGGCUCACAAGAAAUACAACCCACUGACGGUAGCAUCAUUAAUGUUUGUUUUAACCAUGAGGAGUGUGAGGAACGUCGCUCCAAUAUCAAAUUGACAAAGGGAUUCAUAGCCAAAGAACCUGUCAAAGGGCGCACUGUAAACAUUGUGAGAGGACUGAAGCUGUAUGAUGAUAUAUUCAAUGAAAAGGAACUUUCUAAGAUAAAUGAGUUUGUAGAAGAUCUUGUAAUUGCUGGCCGGAAUGGAGAGCUCCCAGGGGAGACAUAUGUGUUGUAUAACCAGCAGACCAAGGGAAAGAAAAGAGAGUUAAUCCAAUUUGGGCCUCCUAUUUUUGGCCACAUUAAAGGAGGAGAUGUAGCUGAGAAGGACGAAACAAGUCAUAUAGAGCCGAUACCUGUCCUUCUUCAAAGUGUUAUUGAUCAUCUAGCUCAAUGGCAUCUCAUCUCAGAAAACAGGAAGCCCGAUAGUUGUAUCAUUAACUAUUUUGAUGAGGGAGAAUUUUCGCCUCCAUUUCUAAAACCUCCACACUUGGAGCAACCAAUAUCUAUACUAAACCUGUCUGUUUCUACAAUGGCAUUUGGUCGGACACUUGUUAGCGACAACGAUGGCAACUACAAGGGGCCGCUCAUGCUUCCUCUGAAGGAGGGAUCUCUUUUGGUGAUGAGGGGAAACAGUUCUGAAGUGGCUAGGCAUGUAAUGUGUCCAUCCCCGGACAAGAGGGUGACGCUAACGUUCUUCAGAGUCCGACCAGACUCUUCCCAAAACAAUCUUGUAUGUUCUCCUCAAACCAUGACUAGUAGUGUGUGGCCGAGCCCCGGAUAUGGAGUUCCUAAUGGGUACGAGGAAACAGAUAUGAUACCCAAAUGGGGUGUUCUUCGUGCACCUGUUGUAAUGUUGGCCCCGGUUGGACCAAUGGUAAUUAAUCCAAAAAAGAUGUUGCCGAGAGGUGGUACUGGAGUGUUCCUUCCAUGGAGUAUGCGACCACGUAAGCCAGCAAAACACCUCCCCCCACGUGCCCAGAAAAACCGACUUCUGUCUCUACCACCAACGCCUCCGCCGCCACCUGCUGCUGCUGCUGCUGCUGCUUCUGUUGCUGUUGCCGAGGAUGAAAAGAUGUCUUCUGGGAUUGAAGAGGAAGGGGUAAGUGUAAGUUAUUAAUAGUAAGCAAGGUGGAACAAAGGGGAAAAAAAGAGUUAGCCGAGUAGUAAUCAUCUCAACGCAUCUUCUACUUUAAAAAAAAAAAGUAUCAAAAAAAAUAUGAAGUUUCCUUUUCUUUUUUUUUAUUCAAAUCCCUUCCUUUCCUUUGGCCAGAAAUUUAGGUUGUAGUAGUUAGUAGUGUUGGUUGAGUAUGUCUUAUUUAUAUUUUGAACGACAAUCGUGAGCAAAGGCGGCUGUAGAGGUGAGAUAGAUGUCAGACGUUGACUACGACGAGACAACCUAUGAUGUGAUGAUGAUGAUGAUGAGGUUUAAGGUUAAAUUGAGUGUUUGUGUGUGGUCUGACUGAUGAAUCUGGUCUGAUCUGAUCUUAAGAGAGGGCUGAGUUUUGUAUUUAAACUUAUUCCCAUGUAGUGUAUGUCUUUACUCUUUGUUCCUGAAUUAAUGGAAAAGAAAACUCUCUUAAAGAAG